AAUAAAAGAAAUUCCCCCUUCUUUUCAUCAUCUAUAGUUCUCCAAAAUCAAGAAGAAGCAAAAGGGGCUAAAUUUGCAAUUUUAGCCAGACCAAGAAUUUGCAAAAAUGGGCACUUUAGUGGGACAUGUAGCACCAGGAUUUGGCUUCUUUUUAAUUGGUAUUUGGCACUUGAUUAAUCAUAUUAGAUUACAUGCUUUGCACCCAAAAUCAUACACUUCUUUGCCUUGGUUCCCAACUCCAAGAAUUAGGUAUUUAGAACUUUUCUUGAUUAUGGGGGGUUGUUUGGCUUCAAUUUCAAUGGAACUUUUUAUUGGUCCAAAAAAACACCAACCUUUAGAUAUUGAUGGAACAAUCCCUUCUUACCAUCUACACAAUUUUGAACAUUCAAACAUCUCCUUAACUUUCUUUGUAUAUGCACUUUUCACCAUAAUCUUUGACAAAGUUACACUUCCACCCCAUGCAAAAUAUGGGAUGACACAAUUUCUUGGAGCUAUUGCUUUUGGUCAACAACUUUUGCUUUUCCAUCUUCACUCUGCUGACCAUAUGGGAGUUGAAGGACAAUACCAUUGGCUUUUACAAAUAGCCAUUUUUGUGUGUUUAGCCACUACUAUUUUGGGAAUUCAAUUUCCUAAGAGUUUCUUGAAUAGUUUUGUGAGGUCUCUUAGCAUUAUGUUCCAAGGGAUUUGGCUUAUGGUCAUGGGGUUUAUGCUUUGGACACCAAAAUUCAUUUCAAAAGGUUGUUUUAUCAACUUUGAAGAAGGUCACAGAGUGGUUAGAUGUGAAAGUCAUGAAGCACUUGAAAGGGCAAAAUCUUUAGUAAAUAUACAAUUUAGUUGGUAUUUAGUUGGGAUAACAAUAUUUUGUGUCACCAUUUACUUGAUUUUAAUCAAGAUUUUCCAAGAGAAAGUUGAGUACCAAUCUUUGGAUAGCAGAUUUGAGGAACAAGAAGAUGAUUUGGAGGAUGUUGAGGCUCAAGAGAGUAGCAAAAAUGGUGUCGAGUCAAAUAGGUUUCUUGAAAUGGGAAAAAUGUUCGCGUCUUCUUUAGACAUGGAAAGAUGAAAAGGAGAGAAAUGAUAAUUGAAAACGCUAUUAAAAAUGGAAACUUUUUGAUGGACUUUUGACAAAAAAAUUCGUUGAAAUUUGAUUCGUUACUAAUAUUCUUAUCAGAUUUCUGAUCGAUUCUAUAUGAGUCAUUUCCAUUUUUUAAAAAGUGUGAAAGAUAUUUGUACAAAAAUAAAGAUUUGGUUAGAUGGGGUGUUUGUUAAUUUGUUCAUUUUAUUAUUUUUGUUUUGAUUAAGGCCACAAUAAAAUAAUUGUUGGCUUUGUGUAAUAAAAAAAAAAAAAAAGAAGAGGGAAUUUGGUUCAAAAUUUGUGUGGUUUGUAUUGGUGGCUUGUUAGGGGCAUAAUACUAAAUGUAAGAAAAUUUUUGUAUAGAUGGGGAAGUUGUUUAAUUUGUAAUUAAAGGUCUCUUAUUCAGUUUAUUUAUUAUGAAAAUCAUGUA
Solanum dulcamara is the source of this 1502-nucleotide messenger RNA. RefSeq lists its product as uncharacterized. The coding region runs from base 107 to 1060 and encodes 317 amino acids. The record is from RefSeq and is a predicted model, not a curated record. NCBI's taxonomy places the organism in Eukaryota, Viridiplantae, Streptophyta, Magnoliopsida, Solanales, Solanaceae. The transcript has a single exon.